Messenger RNA from Alnus glutinosa, 3648 nucleotides. RefSeq names its product pentatricopeptide repeat-containing protein At4g16835, mitochondrial. Lineage: Eukaryota; Viridiplantae; Streptophyta; Magnoliopsida; Fagales; Betulaceae. Gene Ontology annotation, molecular function: RNA binding; protein binding; zinc ion binding. Bases 371 to 2425 code for a protein of 684 amino acids. Gene Ontology annotation, biological process: RNA modification. The record is from RefSeq and is a predicted model, not a curated record. The transcript is spliced from 2 exons.
GAUAAAUUCUAGUUUCAUUGUAAACCAGAUACAAACGCUCCACUGUAAUUCAGAGAGCCAAGACGUCAAAUUCAGAAUUUUGUUAAGUCUCCUCUGCACGCGCUCACUCUGUCUCCCGCGUCCAUCUCGAACAGUCCCCUGCGCUUCUGGUUGAAGGAGGAGGUCAUCAACCGCUGCACUACGCCGGGGAUCGACGGUGGUUUUCGUGGGUCUGAAGAAGGUGAUUCGGGACAAAUAGUGAGACAAGCUCUGUCUCUUGGGAAUUCAAAUUCUCAUGAUUUCGCAUUUGUCCCUUUCAUUUCUAAGCUGUAUUUUCUAGAAAUGCACUAUUUUAGAAUUCCACAGUUUCCAUUCUCUCCGACAGCGACAAAUGCACUAUUUUAGAGUUACAAGGAACCAAAACCGCUUGGCCUUCCUCAAAAUUCUCUCCCUAACCAAACACCAAGCCUCUGCUCUCUCCACCUUUACCAUCCAAGACCCUCAUUCCAAUCCAAACAGAGAAGCAGUUCCUGCCAAUUUCUCCUCUCACUCACCACAGAAAACCCACUUGGUCCCCUCCAAUAACAUGAGGCAGGAAAUCACAACAAGCCAUUUUUCAAAAAAAUCCACACCCUCUGCUCAACCUAAUCUUAGUGAUGUGGUUUCAUCAAACAAAGUUAUAACCACCUAUAUUCGAGCUGGUGACUUAUAUUCUGCUCUUAAAGUAUUUGACAAUAUGCCGGUGAAGACUACAGUUACUUGGAAUUCAAUCUUGGCCGGCUAUUCAAAGAAACCCGGGAAUAUGAAAGAAGCCUGUGAACUAUUCGAUAGGAUUCCUAAACCAGACAUUGUUUCAUACAACAUAAUGUUAGCUUGUUAUUUACACAAUUCUGAUCUAGAUACUGCUCGGGAUUUCUUCGACAGGAUGUUUGUUAAAGAUACGGCGUCUUGGAACACGAUGAUAUCAGGUUUUGCCCAGAAUGGAAAGAUGGAGGAAGCAUGCAAGUUGUUUUUGGUGAUGCCGAAUAAGAAUAGUGUAUCGUGGAGUGCAAUGAUCUCGGGGUAUGUGGAAUGUGGGAAUUUGGAAUGUGCAGUGGAGUUGUUUGAGGUAGCCCCAGUUAAGAGUGUGGUGGCAUGGACUGCCAUGAUUACUGGUUAUAUGAAGUUUGGGAAGAUUGGAUUGGCGGAGAAGAUGUUUCAAGAGAUGCCCGUGAAAAAUUUGGUGACAUGGAAUGCUAUGAUUGCAGGUUAUGUCGAAAAUGAUCGAGCAGAGGAUGGUUUGAAGCUUUUUAGAAAAAUGGUGGGAGUUGGGGUUAGGCCAAACCCAUCAAGCUUGAGUAGUGCUUUAUUGGGUUGUAGUAAUCUAUCAGCAUUGCAGUUGGGUAAACAAAUUCAUCAGUUGGUUUGUAAGUAUCCACUGUAUAGAGAUACUACAGCGGCAACUUCAUUGAUUAGCAUGUAUUGUAAGUGUGGAGGUUUGGAGGAUGCUUGGAGAUUGUUUAAUGAGAUUCCCAAAAAAGAUGUGGUCACUUGGAAUGCAAUGAUUUCUGGUUAUGCUCAACAUGGGGCAGGAGAAAAGGCUGUCCAUUUGUUUAAAGAGAUGAGGGAUGAGCAAAUGAAGCCAGAUUGGAUUACCUUUGUUGCAGUAUUACUGGCUUGCAACCAUGCAGGAUUGGUAGAUCUCGGGGUUCGGCAUUUUGAUUUAAUGGUAAGGGAUUAUGGAAUUGAAGCUAAGCCAGACCACUAUACAUGUAUGGUUGACCUUCUAGGUCGAGCAGGUAGGUUAGUUCAAGCUGUAAGUUUGAUAAAGAAAAUGCCUUUCAAACCCCAUUCUGCUAUUUUUGGAACACUUUUGGGUGCUUGUAGGAUCCACAAGAAUCUAGAGCUGGCUGAGUAUGCGGCAAAGAGCUUGCUUGAUCUUGAUUCUGCUAGUGCACCUGCUUAUGUUCAACUGGCUAAUCUUUAUGCCGCCAUGAGCAGAUGGGACCAUGUUGCUAGAAUUCGACGAUCAAUGAAAGAAAAUAAUGUAGUCAAGACACCUGGGUAUAGUUGGAUUGAGGUAAAGAAUGUAGUUCAUGAGUUCAGGUCCGGGGAUAGGAUCCACCCAGAAUUAGCCUCUAUACAUGAGAAACUCAAAGAAUUGGAAAAGAAAAUGAAGUUGGCGGGCUAUUUUCCAGAUCUUGAGUUUGCAUUACAUGAUGUGGGGGAAGAGCAGAAGGAGCAGCUUUUGCUAUGGCACAGUGAAAAAUUGGCCAUUGCUUUUGGGCUCAUAAAACUGCCAUCAGGGGCUCCAAUCCGGGUCUUUAAAAACUUGAGGAUAUGUGGGGAUUGUCACCAUGCCACCAAGUACAUAUCGGCAAUUGAAAGGAGGGAAAUCAUUGUUAGAGAUACUACAAGGUUCCAUCAUUUCAAAGAUGGGUUUUGCACUUGUGGUGAUUACUGGUAAGCUUGCAACAUUGCGGUUUCUUUUGAAGUUUUUCUAGGAGAAUCUUCUAGUGUGUGGGUCGCGCUAGGAAGAUAACAUAAAUCUGAGUUGAGAAUUCCCUAUACAUGGAGCGGAUAGUGGUAAGAGAAGCUCAAUCAUAUUACUCUGCACAUUAUUCCCGUUGAGCUGGCAGGCUAGUUCAAAGUUGUUGAUUUGAUACUUUAGAAAGAAAAUUUGGUCUUUAAAUCCACAUUCUUUGGGGUGUGGAACCUUCUGAUGCGUUGUUCGUCCACAAGAACUAAGAGUGUGUUUAGCUGCUCUGCUACGACUCACAGCUUCUUGCCUUCAUUCAAUCGUGAACAGACAUGGGAAACUAGCACAACAACUAAAGGUAUCCACAAUAUGGUGAAAUUAGACACCAUGUACUUUUUCUUCCUACCACCUACUUUUUUGGAAAAUUCAAAAUCUUCAUAUAUGGAAUCACUUUCAACCAUCCAUUGCAAUACCAUGACAUAAUUUUCCAGUGUUCUUUAGCAUAGAAGAUUACUAAUUUCUUUGGAUCCACCUCCAUCAUAACUUCUCCAUUCUUGUGAAGUUCAAUUUCUUUGCAUUUACGCUGAAUUCAAGCAGUUGGAAACUAAUGUGAGCUUGAAGGAGUCUGAAGCUUGGCAUGCAGAGGUUUUUUACUUUUUACUUGUUAAAUCUUUUGCUUCCUUUAAGCAAAUUUGUUUGUGGAGACGUAAAUAUUAUGUUGUUGUAUGAAGUUGCUUCUGCUGAACAUAAGAUGUAUCAUGUAAUUUAGGUACUUCGUAAGUAAUAUUAUCCUAUCUAUGAUUAAUGAAUUACAAUUUUAAAUUUAGAAGGAAGAAUUACAAUUGUAAUGAAUUACAAUUCACUCAGACUAAAAGGAAGAAUAACUACUAGGAGAGAGAGGAAUGGAUUACCAUAAGAAUAAACCUUCCAACUGCUAUGAGAAUAAAUAAACAAUAAAGAAAGAAUAGAAAAUAAUAUUUAAAUGGAGUAGAGAGAGAUUUAAAGAGUUUGUUGUGGGGUGCUUUUGAAAAGUGGCUAGCUAAACUAGAAAAGUUGAGUUUUUGAACCAAACUUUAGCUAAAGAAUAGCUAGUUCACUAGGAAUGUGUAUACAAAUCAGCAGAGAUUUUAUUUUCUUUUUGUCCUCAAACUUAAAUACUUACUCUUUGUUUUUGUUAGUUAAAUUUUAGCGUUACAAAUUUCAGCCAUGGC